Hibiscus syriacus is the source of this 929-nucleotide messenger RNA. RefSeq names its product fasciclin-like arabinogalactan protein 6. The record is from RefSeq and is a predicted model, not a curated record. The coding region runs from base 51 to 782 and encodes 243 amino acids. The transcript has a single exon. Lineage: Eukaryota; Viridiplantae; Streptophyta; Magnoliopsida; Malvales; Malvaceae.
AAAAACCCUCACCCAUGGCUCUCCAGCAUCAUUAACUAAGGAAAAAGGACAUGGCUUCAGCUCUUGUUUCUUCCACUGUCUUGUCUGUGUUUCUUGUUUUUGUUGCCACGGUCUCGGCUCAAACACCUCCGGCUGCGGCUCCUUCUGGUCCAUUGAACUUCACCGGCAUCCUCGACAAAAAUGGCCAAUACACCUAUUUUCUUCGCUUCUUAGCCGACACUCAAGUGGAUAGCCAAAUUCAGAACCAACUCAAAACCACCACUGAAGGGUUCACCGUGUUUGCUCCGACCGACAAUGCCUUCAACAACCUUAAACCCGGUCUCGUCAACAGCCUCGACGAGCAAAAGAAAGUACAAAUGGUGUUGUACCAUGUUCUUCCGAAAUACUACUCCUUGAACGACCUCCAAUUCGCGAGCAACCCCGUUAGAACUCAAGCCACGGGUCAAGACGGCGCGAUUUUCGGGCUCAACUUCACCGGCCAGAACAACCAGGUUAACGUCUCGUCCGGCGUGGUGGAGACGCUGGUUAACAACGCGUUGUACCAAAAGAAACCUCUGGCAGUUUACCAACUCGACAAGGUGUUGUUUCCCGAGGAGUUUUUCGAAGCUAAAUCACCAGCCGGUGCUCCUUCACCGGCAACCACUAAGAAACCAUCGGAGCCUAAAUCUAGCUCAAAGGCCAGUGAGCCUGCCGCUGCCGAUAAUUCUGGCUCGAGCGGGAGGAAUAUUGGAUUAGGGUUGGCCAUUGGGAUCGCAUUGGCUUGCAUGGGAUUUCUCUCAUGACCAUAUGAAGUUUGUGUCAUUUUGUCGUCGUAAUUUUCCAUCAUAAUUUAAUUUCUUGGUUUCUCGCAUGGUUCGAUAAAAGGGUCAGGUUGCGGCUUUGAACAUAUUGUCUUUCUUCUUCAUCUUUUUGUUGAUUUUUCUUCUGCA